AUCUUGGCCGAAAUUUUUAUUGGUGACAUUAUAUUAAUCAAUAAUAUAUUUUUCAUCAAAGAAGAAGACGGUUAUGGUUGUUUAAAAGAUAAAUCUCUUAUAAUGAAAUUUUCCAAACUAGAGGAACCCUUUCCACAGGAAUGUAAGUGAUAUUUUAGGAGAAAAGUUAUGCUUACUAUAUGGUCUUUCCCAAACAGAUUUUUCAAAACUUAUCUUGUCUACAUGGAUGCAAUUACAAAUAUAGAGAAAGGUGAAGAUUUAUUUAAUUUAAAAUUUACAAGAUUCUUUUUACUUUUAUUUCGAUUUAAACAGGGUCACGUUUCGUACGAUUGAGGAAUUUAAGCAAGUUAUGUUCACUUGAGAUAGAAAAGGAUCCUGUUUGGGAGAAAGAGCCUACUCAUUCGGAGAAAAACUGUUGCAGUAUUUUAGACAUGUUACAUGCGAACAAACCCGAUUAUUACGAGGAUAUUACUGAGCCUGGAUUUUUCAAACAAUGGCCGCCUAAACAGGAACAUGAAGUUGCGGCGAAAAGACACGAUGGUUGCAAAAGAAAAUUCUAUUGACAUUGAAGUAAAUGUUGAACAAAAUUUACUGUCCAUGUUGUACAACGACGCCAAAAUUGCUUUUUUUAUCUGGAAGCGCUUAAAAAGGGGAUAUGUUUCGGCAAGAGAUGCAUGGAAUUACGCCCGUGCUCAAAAGCGACGAUAUGUACCGGAAAAGGACUGUGUACCAGAUGAAGAAUCGUCUGAUGAAGAAGACUUGGACUGGUAUAAUGCAGGAAACACCUUUGACGAGAAUGAUUUAUUCUGUGCAGAUGAUACUGAUUCUGAUCUUUCCGUGCAUAAGAUGAGUACCGAGCCUGAUGAUUCGUAUGAUGAUGAUGACGACGAUAUAGUUGUAAACGACGAUAAAUUUCAGGAAGGCGAUGUCAUUAUGGGUAAAAAAUAUGGUCGAAGAUAUUAUUUGUUUCUCACAGCAUGCUGUAAAGAUAUGGUUUUGGGCUCAAAACAAGUAUUGCGACAAUUUCGUGGCAUGAAUUAUUUUAAAGAAACAAAUGAGCUGGGUGUAAAUAAAGCGAAGUUCCUUGUCCUUCAUCUUCAGAAUAAAUUUAGGAAAACUUGGAAGACCAAAAAGGGCGAUUGGAGCAAGUGGUUUUCUGCAGCUGAUUUACUUGUCGCUAGUGACACUAGCCUACAUAAUGCAUGAAUUUAACAUUAUUUUGUAAUGCGUAGUUAAAGAAACAACAUUUUUAUUUAGCGAUAUGCAAACUUAUAAAAUUUUUUGCGUUUUCACAUGUCGUCUGUAGAAUAGGCACGUGUGUAUAACUUUGGUUUUUAUUAUCUGAUAUCAGAUUUUCUUUUAGAAGUUCUUUAUGUAGAUGGUGAAGUUUUACAAAACACAAAAAAACCUUAGUUGUUGUUUUUGUACUGUUCAUUUUAUGAAACUCAACUGCCACAAGACAGAUAAGGCGUGGGAUAAAGCCUUCGGGGAAUUGGUCAAAAGCUAUUAUGAGAAAAUGUUAUUUAAGACAACAGAAGUGAAAAGAGUAAACCGUAACUACAGCAACUUUUGUUUAUAUCUUCAUUUAAAAAAUAUAGUCAGUUAAAAUGGUUUCGUGGGUUCGCUUUUUUAUUUAAUAGGCUUUUUUUGUCAACAUAAAUGACUGUAUUCUACCCUUAUCACGAGAGCUACAUA
Messenger RNA from Hydractinia symbiolongicarpus, 1695 nucleotides. RefSeq lists its product as uncharacterized. The coding region runs from base 439 to 1206 and encodes 255 amino acids. The record is from RefSeq and is a predicted model, not a curated record. NCBI's taxonomy places the organism in Eukaryota, Metazoa, Cnidaria, Hydrozoa, Anthoathecata, Hydractiniidae. The transcript is spliced from 6 exons.